This is a messenger RNA of Carcharodon carcharias (great white shark), 3824 nucleotides long. It is a transcript of the gene ugt8, whose product is annotated as UDP glycosyltransferase 8. Lineage: Eukaryota; Metazoa; Chordata; Chondrichthyes; Lamniformes; Lamnidae. The transcript is spliced from 6 exons. The coding region runs from base 88 to 1704 and encodes 538 amino acids. The record is from RefSeq and is a predicted model, not a curated record. Gene Ontology annotation, molecular function: UDP-glycosyltransferase activity.
GGAUUAGAGUACACAUUUUCUAACUACAAGAGCUUCUCAGAUCAAUGAGUGAGCAACUGUGCAAUCUACUUGCUGGAGCUGAAAGCCAUGAAGUUGCAGUUCCAAAUCCUCAUGCUACUCUGGUGCUUUGUGGAUAUAUCAAAGGCUGCCAAAAUUGUGGUUGUGCCGCCGAUUAUGUUUGAAAGCCAUCUCUACAUUUUCAAGACCCUAGCUAAGGCAUUACAUGAGCAUGGACAUGAGACGGUGUUUGCAGUGUCAGAAGGUAGAGAGAUCCCUUCAUCAGAUUACUUUAGACUGCUGCGGUAUCCUGGCUUCUUCAAUAGUACAACAGCAGAUGAAUUUUUGCAGUCCAAGAUGAGGAACAUUUUCUCAGGAAGGCUAACAGCACUUGAGCUCUUUGACAUUCUGGAGCAUUACUCUAAGAACUGUGACAUCAUGGUUGGCAGUCGGGGUUUCAUUGCUCAGCUCAAGGAAGAAAAGUUUGACUUGCUUUUGGUGGACCCCAAUGAAAUGUGUGGCUUUGUGAUAGCACACCUUCUGGGAGUAAAGUAUGCAGUCUUUUCCACUGGUCUCUGGUACCCAACUGAAGUUGGUGCUCCAACACCACUGGCCUAUGUACCAGAGUUCAACUCUCUCCUUACAGACAACAUGAAUUUAUUUCAACGAAUUACAAAUAUUGCAGUGUACUUAGUGUCACGCUUUGGUGUGAAUUUUCUGUUCUUGCCAAAAUACGAGCGAAUAAUGCUGAAGUAUAAAAUUGAGCCUGAACGCUCCAUGUAUGAUUUAAUACAGGGUUCCAGCUUAUGGAUGCUUUGCACGGAUGUAGCACUGGAGUUUCCUCGACCAACAUUGCCCAAUGUUGUGUAUGUGGGAGGAAUUUUGACUAAACCUGCGAGUGUUCUACCAGAAGACUUCAUGGCAUGGGCAGAUGAUGCUAAGGAGAAAGGCUUUGUCCUGGUAUCGUUUGGAGCUGGUGUGAAGUAUCUGUCAGAUGAUGUUGCGCACAAAUUAGCAGGAGCUCUGGCACGGCUUCCUCAAAAAGUGAUUUGGAGGUUUUCUGGAAAGAAACCUGUCAAUUUGGGCAAUAAUACAAGGCUUGUGGAAUGGAUGCCCCAAAAUGAUUUACUUGGUCAUCCAAACAUCAGAGGAUUUCUAAGCCAUGGUGGUCUGAAUGGUAUCUUUGAAGCGAUGUACCAUGGUGUACCUGUAGUAGGGAUUCCCCUUUUUGGUGAUCACUAUGAUACAAUGACCCGUGUGCAUGCCAAAGGCAUGGGAAUUUCAAUAAACUGGAAAACUAUGACCGAAGAUGACCUACAUAAUGCAAUGUUGACAGUGAUUACUGAUCCACGCUACAAGCAACGUGCUGAACAAUUAUCUCAGAUUCAUAGAGACCAGCCUGAACAUCCUGUUAGCCGAACAGUUUACUGGAUUAACUACAUCCUCCGUUACAGUGGGGCAGAACAUCUUCGUGCUGCUGUUUAUAAUAUCCGGUUCUACCAAUAUUUCUUGUUGGAUGCAGUUCUGCUCGUUUCAUUGAGCAUUGUUGUUGCAUUCAAGAUGGGAUUGUGGAUAGUGAAGCUGGUUGCCAAAAGGUUUUCAUCUAAAUUAGUGCAUGGUAAAACUAAUGGACACUGCUACAAUGGAAUAGCAAAUGGUAAACAUCGGAAGAACGGUCACGUCAAACAUGAAAAAAAAGUGAAAUGAGUAACCUUGUCCAUCCUGUAAUAUUGGGAAAGAUUAACAGUUAACUAUACUGUUGGUAUAAUACCACCUGUGUAACACACUACUGACAGCAUUUAGGAAAAUAACUGUGUUAACAUUCUCCACCAUUUAACCUCAUUUUGCCUAAAAUUCCAUGUGCUGACUAAAGGACCGAUGAGCACAAUUAAAAAUGCAAUACUGUACAUCUGAUCCCUGGCAUUUCUGCACAAAUUACUUUGGCACUGAAACUAUAAUGGCCUUAAUUCUUGGAAAGUUUUAUUAUGAAUUUUUAUAAAUUGUUUUGUGAUUUAUUAAAGUGUGUUGUGUGCCCCACUUUUUUUUAAAAAAGACAAAAAAGAUGAAGGGUUUGAUACUUGGGUAAAAUUAGUUUAGUUUGAUUUUUUUCAGUUUUGUUUGUGUUGACAGAAGAUUAUGUUAGCUAAGACUAUAUUGAAUCGUACACUAAUUCAAUUGUGAUGGUGGUCUAGUCAAUUAUUGGACCCAGAUUAAGAUGUUUUACUUGUUACAGCGAAUGUCUUCCCUUUGGUGGAAAACAUGGUCAGAUCUGAUUGCGAAAGGAUUGGAUGUGUUUUUUCACCAUUUCUAUAAUUCUUAAUAGAUUGGGCACAAAUCCAGGUAUCCCUCAUACACACUUCACAAAAUCAAAGUUGGCAUGUAGUUUAAUUGUCUUGUUAGGUAGUGCUCAAUGAUAACCUAAUUUUCAGCUUUAUUUAGGCGUUUUCAAACUUAAUCACAAAUUGUGUACCUUACAAGAUUUAGAUUGGUAUAAUUCACAACUGAGAAAUGAAGCAUUGUUACUUUAAAAAUGAUUCAAACAACACAUUUUUAAGUGCACAAUAUAUCUUUAACUGUUAAAUGCUCUGCAAAUCCCAUUUAAAAAUACAGCAUUUGUGAUGGGUGGCAACAUUUUCCACAUCGUACUUCACUGAAUUUUAGGUGUAUCACCUUUUUCUAGAGUAAUUUAUUAGUGUAUAUUAAAAUGAGGAAUACAGCAGUAACAUGAUCAUCCAUUAUAAGCUAGCUUCAGAAUAUGCAUUGAAUGUGGUCUGAAAAUUAAUUUAUCACCUAAAUAUUACAACUUUAGAUUCCAUCAUGAAUGGACAUUUUGGGUAUAUGAACCAAGCUGAAUCUUUAUAUUCUUAUACUUCUACCUCUUGUUCCACUCUGUCUUGAUACACAAUGGAUAAACAUGAGACCAGUUCACAUUUGCCUGCACAAACAAAGCAGCUACAUAUAUUGUUGCCCAUCACUUGCCAAAGUAUUUUUACAUGGUCUUUAUAUUUUCCCAUUAAAAUAUAGGUGAAUAAUUUGUCAAUGGAUGUUAAUUUUCGAUGGCUUGAUCUUGGCAGCUUCCUGUUCUUUUGAACAUCUUUGGGGCACACAAUUCACUAACUACUGUACUUAACUGUAGCCCAGUGCUGCUUUUCUGUAUCUGUCAUAGUUUGUCUACAGUGUGAUGUGUUUACUUGCAAUACAUACUAGCCCUGCUGUGAGUGUAAAUUUUAUUUAUUGUAAUUAGAGUUCACAUGUCUGACAAAGAAACUAAGAGCAUCUCAUAUUCAACAUUGCUAUUGUCUCCUUGAUUUUUACUAAAUUGUGACCCAAAUAAGGAUUGUAUUUUAUUUAUAUCCCACUUGGAGCCACAGAUGACCACUGAAUGUAGGAAAAUAGACAGGCGUAUGAACAGCUAAUAACUUUAAAUAACUGAACAAAACAAAGUCGAUGUAAAAAAAAAAUUACAUUACUUUCAUUUCUGUUCAAAGUUCUAUGCAAUACUGCCAUGAAGUGGCCAUAGAGAAAGCAGAUUAACUGCUUUGUAAGGCAAUGAGUGGUGGGGUGAUAACUAGGUAGUCGUAACGCGUACUGUAUGCAGAUAUUUGUUUUUAAGUAAAAUAACGGAUACAGUGUCUUCAGGCUGUAGUAUAGUUGGGCUAAGGCUAAAGCUGUGAUAAAGUCGAGCAAUAAGCACUGAUUAAAUAGCCUGGAACUUUUUUUUUAAUAUAUGUAUAUAUAAAAAUGUAAAUGUCUAAUUCCACCUACAGUUUUAAAUACAUACACUGUCAUCUGUUAUUGCAACAAAGUUAAAUAAAUGCAAAAACAUU